CCUGGCUCUUGGCUCAGACUGACCAUGGCGGAGGUGGGCCGUGUCGCGGUGCGCGACCCCGGUACACUGCUCCCGGGUGGCUUCUGGGCAGCAGUGGCUGUGUGGCUGGAGAGGCCGCAGGUGGCCAACCGGCGGCUGUGUGGCGUCCGCGUGGAGGCUCGGCGGAACGCUGCCCUACCUCGGACGGAGCAGGAGGCUCGGGCUGCGGCGGGAUGCGUGUCCGAGGAGGGAUCGGGACGUGGUCCAUGUUCCCUCCAGGACUGUCCGAGCCCCAGGCCGAGUGCAGGCCCUGAGGAGCCCCUGGGCCAACGCCACCAAGGCGAGGACAGGAGGGAAGCAGCCGCAGUGCCUCUGCUCGCAGGAGCCCCGGGACAGCCCAACGAGGUUGGAGGCGGGGAGGGCGACUUCUCCUCGGAGCUGGAUUCUUUCUGGGACUAUUUCUCCCGAGGCCUCGUUGGCGACCAUCGGGAGCUGUUGGCCUUCCUCACAGGCUCAGGGGCAGGAUUGCAGCCACAGACUCAGCGCGAACUCGACGUGGUUCUCAGAACCAUCAUCCCGAAAAGGAGCCCGCAUUGCCCCCUUGCUGCUCCGAGAAGGGAAAUCGUCGUGCAAGAUGUCCUCAGUGGGAUGGUAACGUUUUUACCUCUGGAAGAAGAUGACGAAGGGAAUUUAAAGGUUAAGAUGAGCAACGUGUAUCAGAUUCAGCUCAGUCGCAGCAGAGAAGGAUGGUUCAUAUCUGUUUUGAUUUUCUGUCCAGAGAGAUGGCAUUCGGACGGGAUUGUUUACCCCAAACCCAGCUGGCUGGGGCGCCAGCUGCUGGCCAGGCUGGCCCGUUGGUCCGUGGAGAGCAAGGGGAGCGGGUUUAAAAGCACCCUGUCCCUCAUCCCUGUCCUGGAGUACAGCCAGACUUACCAGGUGCUCAAGGACAAGUAUAAGGACAUGGUUAAGGUGUGGCCGGAAGUGACGGAUCCUGAGAAGUUUGUGUAUGAAGACGUGGCGAUUGCCGCCUACCUGCUGGUGCUGUGGGAGGAGGAGAGAGCUGCGCGGGGCGAGACUGCAAAGCAGUCCUUCGUGGACUUGGGCUGCGGCAACGGGCUCCUGGUGCACAUCCUGAGCAGCGAGGGGCACCCCGGCAGAGGGAUCGACGUCCGGAGGAGGAGGACCUGGGACAUGUACGGGCCACAGACUCGCUUAGAGGAAGGCGCCAUCACACCCAGUGAUGAGACCCUCUUCCCUGGUGUUGACUGGGUCCUCGGGAACCAUUCGGAUGAGCUCACGCCCUGGAUACCUGUCAUCGCGGCCAGGUCUUCCUACCGCUGCUGCUUCUUCGUCCUUCCCUGCUGCUUUUUUGACUUCGCGGGGAAGUACCGCCGCAGGCAGAGCACGCAGACGCAGUACCGCGGCUACCUGGACUUCAUCCGGGAGGUGGGGGCCGCCUGCGGCUUCUGCGUGGAGGAGGACUGCCUCAGGAUCCCGUCCACCAAGAGGGUUUGUCUCAUCGGGAAAUCCCGGACGUACCCGCUCUCCGCCGAGGUUUCCAUUGACGAGCAGAGAACCCAGUACAUCAACAGCCGGCGGGGCCGCCCCACAAGCCCACCUGUCCGGGGGCCUCCCCCUGCCCCACCCCGGGCUGCUGCCGGCAGCCUCAGCCCCUGUGGUCGUCCGGACGGCUGCGGGGCCCUGGACCCCGGGGCAGAAGGCCGCUGGCUGCCUGGGUUUCACCCUAGAGAGAAAGUGGAGCCUGUGCGGAACUGCGCCUCCCUCCCUCGCGAGUUCAUUGACCAGGUGGUUUUGCAAGUGGCGAACCUGCUGUUGGGCGGAAAGCAGCCCAACCCCCGGGGCCCUCGCCAUGGGAGUGCGGACACCUGGCAUGGAGGAGCCAGCCUUCCCUUGGCAGAAGUGGCCCGCAAGCUGGACGGGGCCACUCUGCACAGACUGAAGCGGGAGUGCGGCGGCCUGCAGACACUGCUCAGGAACCGCCACCAGGUGUUCGAAGUUGUGAACGGCACAGUCCGCCUCCGGGACUGGAGGGAGGAGACGCAGCGGCCAGAAGCCAAGCGCAGACUGCUCUCCGAGGCUUUCAAAACCCGCCUGUGCUGGUUCUUCGAGCACCACCCCGACGGCUGUGCUCUGCCCCCGGCCUGCUGCCCUUUCGCCCACGGGCCCGGGGAGCUGCGGCCACCCCCUUCCACCACCAAGAAGCAGCAGCAGCAGGUUCUGUGAGCUGGGGGAGUCCCGAAGGAACACCUGUCCCGGCUCCUGAGCUCUCAGCUCUGCUGCUACCUAUGCUCCAGCCAUCGGCUCCUGCCCCCCUUCAGCACCCCCCAGGGACAGAGUACGUUCCUGGGGGCUACGAGUUCCCCAGCCAGAAGGAGCGGCCGAGCCUCUCCUGCCGUCUCUCACGCCCCAACCCCCCACGAGCCCUGCUCCUGGAUUUUGGAUUCCAGGGGAAAACGUCCUGAUGUGUUUUUACUUAAAAUUAUUUUUACAGCUUUACACACGAGUCCCAUCAGUAAGCACCGUAGUAGUGCCCCUGAUGUUCUGGGGAACGUAUCCUGGCGACCUGUGUGGUGUGGGUGUUUGCAGUUUGCCCUUGAGUGAGGAGAGUCCACCUGCCCCAGGCCUCUGCCCCUCGCAGCAGCGCACCUUGCGGGUGGUGGGUGACCCAGCUGGACGGGGCCGACCCUCCUCCGCCUGGGGCUCCCAGGCACAGCUCUGGGCCCUGAGCGGCCCCUGGGGGGAUCCCGAGUCCCUGGCAGCGGCUGCACAGGAGUCAAGCCCAGCAGCGCUUUUGUUUCUGGAGUUCCCAGUGCCCUGCCUCGGGGGCUCUGAGGGGAAGGGGGCGUGGUUCUCCUCGUGCCCACUCGCGCUCUGGCUGGCCGACAGGUUGUGUUCACCCCAGCGUCUGCGGCGUCCGACACGCGUGAACUGCUGUGACUUUCUGAUCACUUCUCUUGCUUGGGGUUUGCGGAACCUUGGAAAUCCCUGGGUUACUAUUUUUGAUCCCAUUUGGAAAAAUAGCCAGGAUUCUACAAACACUUUCUGCUCCAUGUUCUCUCCUAAAACCCCAGUUGCAUGAGUGUUGGGCCGCUCGACCCCGCCCUGCCGGUCGUCACUGCGCGCUUCAUUCCUCCGAGCUGUGGACCUAGUUUGGGGGCUUCCUGGCUUGACCUUCCCGUGAGGUCACCAGUCCUCCUUCCACUGCAUCUAAUUUGUGUUUCUAGGGUUUCCGGUGGGUU
This is a messenger RNA of Artibeus jamaicensis (Jamaican fruit-eating bat), 3239 nucleotides long. It is a transcript of the gene TRMT44, whose product is annotated as tRNA methyltransferase 44 homolog. The record is from RefSeq and is a predicted model, not a curated record. Lineage: Eukaryota; Metazoa; Chordata; Mammalia; Chiroptera; Phyllostomidae. The coding region runs from base 25 to 2223 and encodes 732 amino acids. The transcript is spliced from 11 exons. Gene Ontology annotation, biological process: tRNA methylation. Gene Ontology annotation, molecular function: tRNA (uridine) methyltransferase activity; metal ion binding.